Molecule: messenger RNA, 1153 nt
Organism: Emiliania huxleyi CCMP1516
Lineage: Eukaryota; Haptophyta; Isochrysidales; Noelaerhabdaceae
Exons: 3
Biological process (GO): protein autoprocessing
Source: RefSeq, a predicted model, not a curated record
UCUUCGCGUCGCCGUCGCCACCGCCUCCCUCCGCGUCGCCGUCCCCGCCGCCUCCGUCGGCCUCGCCGUCGCCGCCGCCGCCGUCCGGCUCGCCGUCGCCGCCGCCGCCGUCGGCCUCGCCGUCGCCACCGCCGCCAUCCGCGUCGCCAUCGCCGCCGCCGCCGUCCGCCUCGCCGUCGCCUCCGCCUCCGUCCGCCUCACCGUCGCCGCCGCCUCCCUCCGCCUCGCCGUCGCCGCCGCCGCCGUCUGCCUCGCCGUCGCCGCCGCCGCCAUCCGCGUCGCCAUCGCCGCCGCCUCCGUCCGCGUCGCCGUCGCCGCCGCCGCCGUCCGCGUCGCCGUCGCCGCCGCCUCCGUCCGCGUCGCCGUCGCCGCCGCCUCCGUCCGCGUCGCCGUCGCCGCCGCCGCCGUCCGCCUCGCCGUCGCCGCCGCCGCCUUCCGCGUCGCCGUCACCGCCGCCUCCCUCCGCAUCGCCGUCGCCGCCGCCUCCGUCCGCCUCGCCGUCGCCGCCGCCGCCCUCCGCGUCGCCCUCCCCGCCGCCUCCGUCCGCGUCGCCGUCGCCGCCGCCUCCCACGCCGCCGCCGCCAUCCGGCUCGCCGUCGCCGCCGCCUCCCACGCCGCCGCCGCCAUCCGGCUCGCCGUCGCCGCCGCCGCCCUCGCCGCCGCCACCUGCCCCUCCGCCGGCGGCGCCGCCGCCUCCCUCCGCCUCGCCGUCGCCGCCGUCACCCUCGCCGCCGCCGCCCUCGCGGCCGCCCUUUUCACCCCUCCCCGAGGGCGUUGUCGUGGAGGAAGCACCCUCGGCUUCGACGUCGUCUCCGCCUUCUCGCUGGCCGACCUGUCCGCCAAGGCGGCCUUCAUCUCGCUGACGACCGCAACGGCGACGGUCACGCUCACCCCGACGCACAAGCUGCCCGCCGGCCCGGCAAAGGCGCUCAAGCAGGCGUCCGAGGUUGCCGUCGGAGAGACGGUCUGGAUCGCGUCGCCGGCCGCGGGCACGCUCGGGCCCGUCCUCGGGAUCGCCUCGGUCGAGGCCGAAGGGCUGCACAGCCCGCUCACCAAGCACGGAGGCUGGCCGGUCGUCGACGGCGUCGCGACCUCGUACAACAGCGCGGCCGUCGUCGCGCGCAACAAGUACCUCGUCCCGCUCGUCGAGGCG